AUGAUGUUCGCCAUCUUCUUCGCCUUUUGGCGCUUCAUGCAAAUUAUCACGCUGAUUCCGACGAUGGGCAUGCUCAGCUACUUCGUCAACGGCUUCGUCCAGCUGAACCAGCUGACGCCCAACUACGUGCUGGUGCUCUUCAUCGUGUCGGUGCUGGCGCUCGCCUGGGCGAUCUACACGCUGUUCAGCUACCACCAGUCGAGCGCGAACGCGACGUUCAUAUCGCUCGUGGACCUGCUCUUCGUCGGCGCCUUCAUCGGGGCGGUGUGGGCGCUGCGCUUCAUCGCCGGCGCCGACUGCACGAGCAUCCGCCGCGGCGACCCGUACGACGUCAGCCUCGGGCCCUUCGGCAGCGCCUCGCUCACCAACUGGGACUCCAGCACGGACAAGUCCUGCGCCAUGCUCAAGGCCUCCUUCGCCUUCGGCAUCAUGAACUGCGUCUUCUUCUUCGUCACCUCCGUCGUCGCCUGCCUCCACCGCGACCGCUCCGCCGCCUCCGACCGCGGCACCUACUACCGCGAGACGCACCACCACCGCCACGGCCACCGCAGCAGCCGCGCCCCGAGCCGCCACAGCUCCCACUCUCAUCGCCGCGUCUACGUCUGA
Durotheca rogersii is the source of this 606-nucleotide messenger RNA. RefSeq lists its product as uncharacterized. NCBI's taxonomy places the organism in Eukaryota, Fungi, Ascomycota, Sordariomycetes, Xylariales, Xylariaceae. Bases 1 to 606 code for a protein of 201 amino acids. The transcript is spliced from 2 exons. The record is from RefSeq and is a predicted model, not a curated record.